UUUCCGAAGUUGCUAGUCAAUGGUUAAGAUUCUGUUCAGGUGACCGUAAGAGGGGGCUUGUUUAGCUUCUUCUUUUUUUUACAUUUUUAUCUAGCUGUACCAUGAGAGUCGUUGGUUGCCGGGACCUUGUGUUCUAUUAGUAAUUCCAUUUUCUCUCGAACCUACAAAAACUUAGGGAGUAUGGCCACGAGAUCCUUGUGGCGCACCCGAGGGAAGCUCGCGGUGGCAGCCACCGUGGCCUCUUCCGAGGACCCAGAGACUGCUCUGAAGCUCUGCACCGCCGUUCCUGUCCGCCUCUAUCUAGACACCGUCACUGCCCAAACCCCCUCUAUUGCCUUUGGUUUUGAAUACUCGCUGGUUGUCCGGAGGAAGUGUUGAGGGGAGAAAGUUAAACAUGUAGUUCACUCAAGGUCCACUGGAAAACUUCAAAAACUGUGGAGUAUAUAUUAAGCUUGGGUAACAACACCCUGGGCAGCCGGUGUGCUUUCAGUCUGCUUCCUUAAGCAUGCAUGAAAUCAAAUUCUAUAUCUGUUCUGUCAAGUCAAUGUGUGAGAUGGGUUAUUUGGCCGUUGAGUAAUUAAUCAGUUGAGUGGUAUUAGAUGAUAAGUUUAUUGUCCAUACAGGAAUAUUUAGUACCUGGUGAGUCCGUUCAGACAAUGAGGGAGUCAAUGCUGAGAACAAAUUUCUUCGUAUGAUCAAGCGUGUGAGGUUUUCAAGAAAGAGCUUGAAGAGACACCUUGUGGCCACCAUUGAUAAGUUUAUUGUUCAUGUAGCUCGAACACAUGAUGGCCAAAAGUUGUCUGUGAGGGUAUUCAUUGCUGUCCCUUUAACUGAAAACAAGUUUUGUACGUGUUUGGUGGAAUUAAGUUUUCAUAUACGUACAUGCAGGAAAUAACUUGUGGGGUUUGUCUUUUAACCUCUAUUUAAUUUUAUCAGCACAUUGUUCAUGACAGAUACUGCCACUGCAGAUCGUCCCACUGUGGAAUUGAUUUGUGAAUACCCUACAUAGGGUUUUCCCUUCUUUUUUGCUUACAGGUAGCAUCGUGGAUAGAUGGUUAACCAUGUACUUGUUCAGAUAUUUGUUCAUGUAUUUGAUACUAAGAUCACUUUUCGGAGAUCCAGCUUAUUAAUUAUGCAUGAUAAAUGACCAUGUGCACUCGAAAUUUGGUUUUAUAUGAGAUGUGCAUUUUUUUUCCUUUUCAAGUGUGCAGGCAUCCCUUUCUUCUAUCUGUUGUAAGUGGCUGUUCAUGGUCUUGAAGAGCUAUUGUUAAUUGAAAUUUCCAUGGAUUGCAUGUGCAGAUGGGUUGGUUGAUGAAAUUAGUGAAAGUUUGCCCAAGGCAAGUAGAGUCAACAUCCGGAUGGGCAUCGUGGUGGGGAUGGUGGGCUGUCCAAGUUGCAGUAGCAACUAUUGCAUUUCAUUAAUGGGGAAGACAUAAAUGGUUGGUGUUGUUUGGUGCUGGGCUAUUCACACCCGUUACUUCUUCGGCGCACAUAAAUGUUUCUCGUCUAAUUUCUCGCGAGUAGGUGGGAAUAUACUCGCCUUUUGCCAUUUUAUAGUAAACAGCAACUAUAUAUUAUGUAGUUGUAAGUUUUCGUGGGUAGUUAAUUAAUACAAGAAUAUAGUCUGGGAUUCAUCGAUGAAAAUCCUAUCAUCAUGAACUCAUCAUCAAUGAUUUUAUUUUGACAGUAAAGAACUCGCAAAAUUGGAGGGAAGAAAUCAAUGAAGAGAGAGACACUUGCCACUGUUACGGAACAAGUACGUGAUGGACCUGUACACCUAUUUUAAUGAGGAGGAGGCAGAGGAGGGUUCAUGCAAUUGGGCAAUAAAAGCCUACUCACAGCCAAGCAGAGAGAGAGAGAAAAAAGAGUUUUGUGUUCAAAGAAAAAAGAAAACGAAAAACAGAUUUUUCACGCCAGAGAAAAUGGUGGGACCGAGUAGACCGCAAUUCGUUUUCUUUGGAUCGUCCAUUGUACAACUCUGCUUCAGCCAUGGCGGUUGGGGUUCCGUCCUCUCCGAUAUCUACUCUCGCAAAGCAGACAUAUUGUUGCGAGGGUACUAUGGAUGGAACUCGCGGCGUGCUAUCCAGGUUCUCGAUCAAGUUUUUCCAAAGGAAGCUCCUGUGCAACCAUCUCUGGUGAUAGUUUAUUUUGGUGGUAAUGAUUCGAUGGGGCCUCACUCGUCUGGCCUGGGCCCUCAUGUACCACUUAAUGAAUACAUCGAGAACAUGAGAAAGAUUGCAAUUCAUCUCAAGAGCCUUUCAGAUACAACACGCAUCAUUUUUCUGAGUUGUCCUCCUGUUGAUGAGACCAGAGUUGGUUCAGGCUUAAGUGGAAUUUUCAGUGAAUUGAUACGAACAAAUGAGCUGUGCCAAAAUUAUUCCAAUGCUUGCAUAAAACUAUGCCAGGAAAUGGGCGUGGAGGUUGUUGAUCUUUUCUCUGCCUUUCAAAAAAGAGAUGAUUGGACAAAAGCUUGCUUUACAGAUGGCGUUCAUUUAUCUGCAGAGGGAAGCAAAAUAGUUGUGGAGGAGAUCUUGAAGGUGCUGAGGGAAGCUGAGUGGGUUCCAUCUCUUCAUUGGAAGUCCAUGCCCACUGAAUUUUCAGAGGAUUCACCUUACUAUCUUGUUACUGCUGAUGGGAAACGAACUCUAAACCCCUCUGAGUGGACUUUUCACAGGGAGGUUCAGUGGGACUAGGUUGCAAAGCUAUCUUCACUCUUUUAAAUGCCAGAGCCGCAACUACAAAUCGAAGAAAACAAGCUUCUCCUACCAGAGCCCGUGCAAAAAAUAAUUAGCCUAGAGUGAGAUAAUUAUAGUACAGCUCACUCUUGUCAACUGAUGUUGUUGAACUCCAUUUAUUUUUAAUCGAAUUGUUCCUUGUAUAGCCAUAGGUUCUGGUAGCAACAUAUAAUCCUAUCCAAAAUCCUAAUUAAUCUGAAGGAUAGAAUUAAUGAUGCU
Populus trichocarpa (black cottonwood) is the source of this 2954-nucleotide messenger RNA. Its product is annotated as GDSL esterase/lipase CPRD49. The record is from RefSeq and is a predicted model, not a curated record. NCBI's taxonomy places the organism in Eukaryota, Viridiplantae, Streptophyta, Magnoliopsida, Malpighiales, Salicaceae. Gene Ontology annotation, molecular function: hydrolase activity, acting on ester bonds. The transcript has 9 exons. The coding region runs from base 1764 to 2693 and encodes 309 amino acids.